AUGCUCCCCCGGACAACCUCUCGCGCUACCUCCUCUCUUCUCCGCACCCCAGCGGCCACUAUCGCUCUCACUCCGCUCUCCGCUAUCGUGGCCUCCGUCACUCCCCGCACCCAAUUGCGUUCUUCAAACUUUAGACAACUACGACACGAAAGCUCAGCGAGAGCCUUCUACCGCCAACUACACACCACGCCUUCACUCCGCAAAGGCAUCACCCCCCACUCUUCCAACCCCACUCCUCCCAAUCCCGAGUCGUCAAAUUCAAAUAUCGCUGGUGGAGCGAACCAUGUCACACAGCCAACACCGUUGACAGAGGAGCAGUACCGUGAAUAUGUGGAGGAUUAUUUUAACGUGCUCCUGACGAAGGUGGAGCAAAUGCAGGAAAACGGGUCCGAUGUUGAGGCAGAGUAUAGCGCCGGCGUACUUAACAUCACAGUCCCAGACGCUGGCGUCUACGUGCUUAACAAGCAGCCUCCCAACAAGCAAAUAUGGCUCAGCUCGCCCGUCUCAGGGCCCAAACGCUACGAUUGGGUUGACCAGGGAGACCACAUGGAUGAGAAGGAAGGCACACGCGAAUUCAUCAAGGGCCAGUGGAUAUAUCUGCGCGACGGCUCGAAUUUGACCACUCUGCUGAACAAGGAGCUUGGUCUAAGCAUGGAGUAUGAUAUCUAUGGGGAGAAGGAGGUUUAGGGCUUUGCGAUUUGUGGAACUGGUUGCCUGACUUCAGCUGAUGUUAUGUGGUUGCUGUACUUGUGUUAUGAUAUGAGGCACGAGGGAGGAAUAGGCUCCUGGCAAUGGAGAUGGAGAUGGAGUUAGCCAUCCAUAUCGUUGAAUUUACGCAUGCUGUGGAACCGUGUCCCUGGAAGCGGAUUGAUUUUGUAUUAUUUACAUACUGUAUAGAGCGAGCUAUUUCUGUAUAGGGUGAAUCGAGCGAGAAUCAACAUU
This is a messenger RNA of Histoplasma capsulatum G186AR, 942 nucleotides long. Its product is annotated as mitochondrial iron uptake protein. Gene Ontology annotation, molecular function: ferric iron binding; ferroxidase activity; iron chaperone activity. Lineage: Eukaryota; Fungi; Ascomycota; Eurotiomycetes; Onygenales; Ajellomycetaceae. The record is from RefSeq and is a predicted model, not a curated record. Gene Ontology annotation, cellular component: mitochondrion. The transcript has 2 exons. The coding region runs from base 1 to 687 and encodes 228 amino acids. Gene Ontology annotation, biological process: intracellular iron ion homeostasis; iron incorporation into metallo-sulfur cluster.